This is a messenger RNA of Seriola aureovittata, 3493 nucleotides long. Its product is annotated as fibroblast growth factor 20-like. The transcript has 3 exons. Bases 464 to 1147 code for a protein of 227 amino acids. Gene Ontology annotation, cellular component: cytoplasm. The record is from RefSeq and is a predicted model, not a curated record. NCBI's taxonomy places the organism in Eukaryota, Metazoa, Chordata, Actinopteri, Carangiformes, Carangidae. Gene Ontology annotation, molecular function: growth factor activity; fibroblast growth factor receptor binding. Gene Ontology annotation, biological process: positive regulation of cell population proliferation; regulation of cell migration; positive regulation of gene expression.
ACAAGGCUGAAGUGAAUUAAGGAGGUUACGAGGAGAGAGAGGGAGGGAGAGAGAGAGAGAGAGAGAAAGAGAGAGAGAGAGAGAAAACCCUGAUGUGCACCGGAGUAAAGGGGAGUAUCCCGAGGUGAUGAGGAGAGAGAGGGAGCGUACAGAGGACAGGAGAGAGGGAUAAAUAGCAGAGGAGAGGAGGAGACGGGACACGGGCAGCUGCAACCGGGGACACCUGCAUACAUCAAGAUAACGCGGGAGUUUAAUCUCAAUUAGAUGACAGUCUAAUCAGCGGUGCUGGUGACUGCGCCAAAACGCGCACUCAUUGGGGAUUUUCUCCGCCUGCACGUCUAACUUUUCUUUUUCUCCGCUGACCCCGGCUCGCUGGGUCGUACCGAGGCUCUCUGCACAUCACUCGGAUCUCGACUCGGAUCUCCUGUAUUACUGCAAACCGGAUCGGGUGUCCUUAUCUGUGAUGGGGGCAGCAGCCGAGGUUGGGAGCUUCGGCAACGGAUUUCUGGACAGCUUUGGUCUUGCGGGUGCCGCUCCGGCUCCCGUUGGCUCUCAUUUCGUUCUCACCCCAGCCGGGGCGGUGGACUACAACUCGGUAACCGGACUGAUGAUGGGGGGACAGGGGCAGCAGCAGGAACACAUAGUGUCCGCGGAAAGACUGUCCCGGAGCCUGGCGGACCUCAGCCAUCUGAAGGGGAUUCUGAGGCGGCGGCAGCUCUACUGCAGGACCGGCUUCCACCUGGAGAUCCGUCCCGAUGGCACGGUGCAGGGCACGAGGAAGGACCACAGCAGAUUCGGUAUUCUGGAGUUCAUCAGUCUAGCUGUGGGACUGGUCAGUAUCAGAGGGGUGGACAGUGGCCUCUACCUCGCCAUGAACAGCAAGGGAGAACUGUACGGAUCGGAGAAACUGUCAGCAGAAUGUGUUUUCAGGGAGCAAUUUGAAGAAAACUGGUACAACACCUACUCCUCCAACAUCUACCGGCACGGAGAAAAAGGUACAUUUUACUUUGUUGCUCUGAACAAAGAUGGGACGUCCCGUGAUGGAACGAGGUCAAGGCGGCAUCAGAGGUUCACUCACUUUUUACCGAGGCCUGUAGACCCGGAUAGAGUACCAGAGCUGUACAGGGACAUACUGGGCCAGAGCUGAGACUGAUGGGGUGUUUCUUUGACCCUGUCAGAGCUGGUCUGAGCUAAAAAGCAAACCCAGUGCACCUAAUCUUCUUCUUGAGGAAGAUGGGAGAUCUUGUUGAUCUAGACAAAACAGGAUCAUAAAAAGUGCACCAAAUCAACACUCCCCAUCGCUGGAAUGGAGGAAGGGACCAGACCUUCUUUAAACCAGACUGCCCGUGGAGUUUGACAGAGCACCAAGGAUCUUCUGUGGAAGAUGUGAAGGCCCCUUUACAGACACAGAGGCUACUUUGACCUUUCUAUUGGACUAUGCAGAGGCCCUGGUGGCCAAGCAGAUGUUCUAUGGAUUUCUUUUGAGUUUCCACUAAUGGAAUCCAACUACCUGCUAGUCCAAACUGCAUGUUCAAGAGGACAAAAGUGUGGAACUCAUAGUUGAAAUUAACACCUGGCUGCUUUAUAGCUUUUUACUGCUGUGGCUGUUGAGUCUUGUCAUUUUCACUGUUUUCAGUAGGGCUUUUUAUUUCAUUCUAAACACUACUGUGGCUGCUAUGUAAACGAUUUAUUGAAAUGCAUAAUCCAGUAUACAGAGUGGCUGGUUUACACUAAAAGGUAGUUUCAUGCACUGGAAAGCAGCCGUGUUUGUUCUGGGAAGCGGGUGUGUAUCGGGCUGACUGUUGUGAUGACAUGGAUGGAUUCUCCUUGAAACUGCCCCAAAGACAGAAGCUGCUCAGAAAAUGUGCAUGAGGAAUAAGAGAAGAACAGGCCCAGAGGGCUUUUAUAUGGACUUCCUCUGUGGUGUCCCGUGGCGGAACACUGUGCGUUCUGGUGGAACUCUGGAGACUCAGUCUGGAACCCAGUGAAGGAAUUCUGUUGUUCUCCCACUGACUGCACGGAACCGACAAAGACACCUUUACAAACAUGUUGACAGAUUUUAUUCUUAUUUAUGAGGUUUUGUUAUCUAGGACAUACAGUAUAUUUAUUUCAUAUAUUUAUUUAUUUUGAGAAUAUAUUUUUGCAGGUAUGAGAUAAAAUAAAAUAAAAAUAUCCAGAACAAGCCAUGAGAGGUUAUUCUUGUUUUGUUGUUUUUGGUUUGUUUUUUGCAUCAUCACAGCAUAUACUUUUAUUUUGAAUUCUGCCCAUCUGACCAACUGUGUUUACAACUGGAAACUGUAAAAUGAUAGGUUUAGCUGAAAAUGAGUCACAUAGAUCAUUGAUGAAAAAAACUCUCUUCACAGUUAAAAACAGCAAAGUUUCAUUUUACUGCCACAAGACCUGUUAUCUGUAUCUGUACUGAUUUGACUGAUGAGAUCUGCUUGUUAACAAACACAGAUCAAAUUGUUCAUUACUUCAUCAUUUAUGUGGUCCCUAACCUUAAUGCCAGUGUCCAAAAGAGUUAAUGUCUUCAAUUUGCACUUUGGAGAUUUUGUAUUGCACUUCAGUAAAGUUGGGGAAUUUGUAAGAGGCUGAUUAAAAAAAGAACUCUUCAAGUCAUUGCAGCAGAGACAGUGAUAUGCUGACUAUUAUUCAAGUGUCAAAAACACUAUUUACCAAAAAAAUGGCAUAAUUCCCAUGAUGUGCAUUGCAGACUUUCCAUAUCCUGUUUUUGAGAAAUCGAAAUGGGACUGCCCUGGUUGACAGUGCCCAUUAAGUGUGUUUAAACCAAGACAUUGAGAUAAAACGUUUCACAUCUAAGAUUUGCAGUGGCCAAUUCACAUAAAGCAGCAUGCAUGACCUCCACAAGAGCAACACACCCUUAUACAACCAUAUGCAUCCUACUACUCUUCUUUUGGUCUUGCAGCUGCAGAGGGCAACCUGCAGCAACACCAUGAAAUAUUAGACAACUAACACAAACAAGCUGUUGGGUUUCUCUAUACUGCAAGAACAGUGAUGUCUGAAAACAACUGUAUGUAAAUGUUAAAAAGAGAACAUCCUUGUCUAAUCAAACAAAUAAUAAAGAAUGGGUCCAUGUCUAUCCAAAUCUGUUAACACAUGCCUCAGUCCUAAAUUUACUUAUGCAAGUAGCUGUUGGUGAAAAGGACUGUGGGCCACCAGUAUGACUACCUUGUUAAAGGGUAGAUAGUGCUACAACAUAAGAUAGCACCAUCUAGUAGCUCACAGCUCAAAUUAUAUCCAAUAAAAAUAGAGACCCAGGUUGCAUGCUUUGCUUUGUCUCCCGACACCUUAAAGGACCUUUCUUUGUGAUACCAUGAACUGAUCCUUAUGGUAAAGUUUAUUUUCCAGGCUCAGUUCCAGUUACACACCUCUGAAGCUGGACUACCUUGCAGAUACUACAGACUCCUCCAUGUUCUACAUAUAUGACAUUAAAACUUCCUUUGAUUUCCAUCAAAUCUUUUCAAACUUAAAA